GAGUCUCAGCUCUGCGCGGUCUCCUUGGGAAAGUGCGACCGAUUCUUUCACCGGAAGUACCGCGGGCUGGAACCUCCGGUGUGGAGCGGAUGUUCAGCGAUGUAGUAAGUGGUUCUGCCUUGACCCCAAAAUGCUGUAAAGAGGCCCUCUGGGGUUGGUACCUGCCAAAUCUGGGCAACUGGCGGAUCCCAUGAGCCUUCCACACGUCACCUAGUCCCGGUCCUGCUCCAUCUCUCUGGCGUUCCCGGUUAGGAUGGGUCACGAGGUGUUCAGGUUUCCUGUCUCCUGCUGCCAGAGCCCGAAAUUCUAGGAAGUCAACGCCUGAGUUCCAAUCUGGAUGUCCUUUCAAAAGGCGAGGUGGACUGGGAAGCCAGCACCGCAAAAACCGAUGUACCCUAUUCAGGUCCGGCCCCAUGGGAGAGGCGAACCAGUCGAGAGUCUCUGAGUUCCUCCUCCUGGGGCUCUCCAGGCAGCCCCAGCAGCAGCAGCUCCUCUUCCUGCUCUUCCUCACCAUGUACCUGGCCACGGUCCUGGGAAACCUGCUCAUCCUCCUGGCCAUCAGUGUGGACUCCCGCCUCCACGUCCCCAUGUACUUCUUCCUCUGCAACCUGUCCUUUGUGGACACCUGCUUCUCCUCCACCACUGUCCCCAAGGUGCUGGCCAACCACCUACUCGGGAGACAGACCAUCUCUUUCUCUGGGUGUCUCACGCAGAUGUACUUUGUUUUCAUGUUCAUGGACAUAGACAAUUUCCUCCUGGCUGUGAUGGCCUAUGACCGCUUUGUGGCUGUAUGCCACCCCUUACACUACUCAGCAAAGAUGACCCCCCAGCUCUGUGCCUUGCUGGUCACUGGAUCGUGGGUCACUGCCAGUCUGGAUAUGCUCCUGCACACCCUGCUGAUGGCUCGACUCUCCUUCUGUGCAGACAAUGCCAUCCCCCACUUCUUCUGUGAUGUGACUCCCCUCCUCAAACUCUCCUGCUCUGACACACACCUCAAUGAGCUGAUGAUUCUAAUUGAAGCAGGGCCGAUAAUGAUCGCUCCAUUUAUUUGCAUCCUGGUAUCAUAUGUCCUUAUCACCUGUGCUGUCCUGAGAGUCCCAUCCACAAAGGGGAGAUGGAAAGCCUUCUCCACCUGUGGCUCCCACCUGGCUGUGGUAUUCCUCUUCUAUAGCACCAUCAUAUUUCUGUAUUUCAACCCUUUGUCCUCCCACGCAGCUGAGACAGAUGUAGCAGCUGCUGUGAUGUUCUCUGUGGUGACGCCCAUGCUGAACCCCUUCAUCUACAGCCUGAGAAACCAGGACAUAAAAAAGGCUCUUGGAAAAGUGGUUGCUAUUAAAUUUUUUUCUGUUUAGUAAUCAAAUGGGCUAAGAAAAUCUCAGAGGGAACUAAUUUCUAAGAAAAUUCUAUUUUUGUUUUUUUAUUAUGCAAAACUUAAAAUUUGUCUUUUAAUCUUGAUACUAGAAACCUAUAUCCUGAUCUUCCAUUUAUAUUUUAUAAUAGUCUUUCUAAGUUUCUGAAUAGUCUCCACAAAUUUUAUUUUCCUUUCCUUUUGUAUUUCCAUCAGGUUGCUCUAGCAAAAUAAACAUGCUAAUCACCCUGUUACUGAAUUAAAACAUAAAGGAAGCUUUACUAUUUAAAAGUACAAGUUUAUAUUUUGAAAAUGAUUGCAGAAAAUAAAACAUUAAGAAAUAGAUGAAACUAGUUAAAACAUCACUGAGAAGGAUGCUCUCGAUUGUGAGGGACAAAGACAAAAAAUAGGGCAGUUCCCCUUAAUUUCACAGAGCUAAGAUGAUAUCUUUUAUGAAAAUGGACAGAAGUUGAAUCCAAGGCAAUUUCUGUUUAUAAUAAUGAUUUUUGUAUAUUCUUUGUAAUUGUGUAUUGGUAUUUUUGCCUAAAGGGAUAAGUGGUAGCAUUUUCCAUUUUUAGUCUAUAUAUCCAAGAAUUAUUUGUAAUAAGAGGGACAAUACCUGUUCUUCCAAAGUCUGAAAGAAAUCCCCAACCUUUGCUCCAUGUAUUUUUGUGCUCUAUUAGAUACAGUCAUAUUUAUCUGUUUUAUAUGUUUGUUUUAUCCUUUUAUCAUUAUAAGAUAUCCCUUUUAUCUAGAGUAACAUUUUGUCUA
This is a messenger RNA of Cervus elaphus (red deer), 2119 nucleotides long. Its product is annotated as olfactory receptor 1F1-like. Gene Ontology annotation, biological process: G protein-coupled receptor signaling pathway. Gene Ontology annotation, molecular function: olfactory receptor activity; G protein-coupled receptor activity. The transcript is spliced from 2 exons. NCBI's taxonomy places the organism in Eukaryota, Metazoa, Chordata, Mammalia, Artiodactyla, Cervidae. Gene Ontology annotation, cellular component: membrane. Bases 414 to 1352 code for a protein of 312 amino acids. The record is from RefSeq and is a predicted model, not a curated record.